Messenger RNA from Closterium sp. NIES-67, 1106 nucleotides. The record is from the annotation of a GenBank genome assembly. NCBI's taxonomy places the organism in Eukaryota, Viridiplantae, Streptophyta, Zygnematophyceae, Desmidiales, Closteriaceae.
AAACUCACCAUCUCAUCAGCUCCACACAUCCCGCUACCACCUUCCUCUCUCACAUCCCGCCUACAUUCCAAAUCUCACAACCAUCUCGUUUCGCCUCCAUGGCUUCGUCGCGAUUCUCCCUCCUGGCGGCAUCGCUCGCCGUUCUCCUCCUCGCCACGGCGACCAGCGCCUUCGCGCGACACUACGCCGCAAGCGGCGCGACGGUUAAACCCGCGGCAACAGCCGCAGCGUGCACCGCAUCGACUCUAGCCGGAUACGCCAAGUCCGUCAAGCUCACCGCUGAUGGCCUGCUUCUUUUCCACUGGAACGUCACCAAGAACAAGAACGGGAUCGUCGCGGCCGUCGAGGCCAAGGCCGGCAGCGGCGGAGAAACCGGCUGGAUCUCCGUCGGCUGGACGAAGAAGGCCGGCAUGAUGUCUCCCGCCGAUGCCGUCGUCGGGAAUCUCGCCGCCGCCGCGCCUAACAACGUGCUGGCUUAUUCGAUGAGCGGCAAGGUUCUGAGCAAGAUCAAGAAGACGACCGCUGUGAAGCUCUCUGCGAAAUCCGUGGUUACCUCUGCCGACAGCACGAUCGUCAAGUUCACUCGCACUGCCAAGGGCGGCGUGGGUCCGAUCAGUUACACGGGUAACAACAACAUGAUCUGGGCCUUCUCCGACGCCAAGGCUUUCACCAGCCACACCCAACGGGGUAGCAUCCUCGUCAACCUCGCAUGCAAGGUGUAAUCGGGUGCCAUGUUUCAUCUCCGAGAUGGUAUUUGGAGUCCACAAGAGACCGUAGCCGGGGAUAUGGCACCUACAAUCAGCUCUCAAGGUGUGGCGCAGCCGUUAGCAUCACGAGACUUCUUCGUGAUGUGGCUUCAGGAAACAAGGAUGCGAUCCUUGUUGCUGAUUGUUGAUGCUGUGGACUGUUGAAUACAGCAAUACAUUGUCACCAUUGAAAGCAACCGUACUGAAUGGAUCUGUCCACAGCAGGAUGCGGGGGAAAACGCCAGGCCUGGUUCGGGUCAGGUUCAGCGUACCGCUAUUGAGUUUCCCCGCUCCACCGAACUUCGUACAUGGGUCAUGUUUGCGCGCGCACACGUAUCAAAUAUGUCAACAGGCAGACAA